AUGAGCGUGAAAAUUCUGCGUUUGUGCUACAAUAAUGUCAAACGGAAAAGAAUGCAAAUUCUUUUAGCUUUAUUCUUCUUUUUUUCAUUUACAAUUUGUUUCUACAUUGCCAUUCAAGAGCCGAGGAAAUCUUUCAUUUUUAUUGAUGAUGUCAAUCGCUUUUCUCAAGGGUCAACAACAAAGACAUUUUUUGGGCCGACACGAGGAAAGGAUUUACUCACCGCUCGAAGCUACCAGCAAGGAAUCUUUAUUAAGGAAAAGGAGACUUUCAGUGAUGCUAUGAAGAACAUUGGCAGUUCAACCGGUUUGCUACCACACGGAAAAAGUGAUUUGGUAGCCAUUAAUAGCAAAUAUUCUUCAAGUGACCUUCCUCCAUUCCGCAAAGAAAACCAACCGAGCCAAGAUGAAGAUACAACGUUCUCAUUGCGAGGAUUUUUGAAUCUCCAUAUUUGGGAUAAUGUGUGUCACUUUCAAGUGGAAAGUUUGCGUGAAUUUAUCUUAUUCCCACAUGCUCCGUCGAAACGCAUGUUGUUGACUUCUGCUUCUUCCUACGGUGAAUACUUAAAAAAUUUGGGGGAACGAAUGUUCGGCUUCAUUUCACCAUCUGCAAGCGGCGAGUAUUACUUUGCCAUUUCUUCGAGUGGAAAUUCGGAACUGUGGCUGAGCUCCGACGAUUCAUCGGCAAAUCUUCGGAAAAUUGCUUUUCUCGGUUCUCGUGAAAAUCCUGGUCGAGGACAACCUGGAAAUUAUUCCACAACUGCGACUCAAGUUUCUACAGCUUUUUCCUUGACAAAAAAUGUGAAAUAUCUUAUCAACGUGCUUCACAAACAUCAGUCUGGCAAACUCCAUCUGGAGGUGACUUGGAGAUUAGCAGGUGAAGCGGUAUUCGUUGUUGUGACCGGUGAAUAUCUACGAGCUGCCAUGAAUGACAGUCACGUGCCUGAUAACACUGUUGGAUUGGCUGAUUACAAAGAAGAGCCACAAGAAUCAGGUGACUCAAUUCUACCUUUCGUUGUCUUGGACGACAUGGAGGGUGCAUUGCCUGAGUGUUAGUACGAACCGAGUUAUUUGGUCCAGCAUAAACUGAUUCGAUUCCAGGGUGCUCGAAACAAAAGUAACACACAUUUUGCCUCAGUUUAUCCUCCAGAUACCACCAAUGAUUCUCUCGCAUUAAUGAAAAAUGAAGAUAUCUGGUGGCAGGAAAAUGCAGCUGGAAAUCUUCUGACAAAUCCGAACAUGGCUCAGGGUGUGGUUCAUACGUUCAUAGACGCUUUAGAAGUAAGAUAUCCUCAGCAUUACGCACUCCAGGAAAUAGUUUCAGUUGAGCACGUACCCGACCCUCAGAAAGGCGAUCGCUUCCUCCUGGAAUUACGCUUAACUGAAAAACAAACUGGAGGGAGCGUGCUGUUCUCAGAAUACGUGUACAAGCCCCUUGAAGAAGACAGUUUGUGUUAUCCUGAAGGAUUCCGCUGGAACAAAAAUGCUGUUGUGAAUAUUAUUGUACCUGUGAGAAAAUCUGGGCGCUGGGCACUCUAUUUUAUAAAGAAUAUCGCAGAGGUAAUUCGUCAAACUCGGGACUUCAAAAUACACGUUAUUAUCGUUGACUAUGAAAGUAAGGACAUCGAUAUACAAGCCGUGCUAAACAGGAGCUCUAUUCAGUGGUACACGCUGGUGAAGAUACCUAGGGACCAGGACUUCCAGAGGGCCUUGGCCCUUCAGCGUGGAGCUGAGGCUUUAAAGGAUCCUCACAGCAUACUAUUCAUGUGUGAUCUUCACUUAAAGAUCCCUUCCCAUCUGAUUUCCACCAUCCGUAAGCAUUGCGUGGAAGGGAAAAUGGCGUUCGCACCAGUGGUGAAGAGACUUCGUUGCGGUUAUCAUCCCGAGCUUCCAUUUGGUUACUGGGAGACACUUGGAUUUGGCUUGCUGGCAAUGUACAAGUCUGACUUUGAUCACGUUGGAGGAAUGAACAUACGCGAGUUUACUGGAUGGGGAGGGGAGGACUGGGAACUAUUAGACAGAGUUCUUAUGUCCGGGAUAGAGGUGGAGCGACUCAAAAUCCCACAUUUCUAUCACUUCUACCAUACGUCUGUUGGUGGCAAUCAAAGGGUAGGAGCGUGAAGAGUCCUCUAAGGAAAGCUACUCGCGCCCAAUUUA
Messenger RNA from Stylophora pistillata, 2154 nucleotides. Its product is annotated as beta-1,4-N-acetylgalactosaminyltransferase 3-like. NCBI's taxonomy places the organism in Eukaryota, Metazoa, Cnidaria, Anthozoa, Scleractinia, Pocilloporidae. Gene Ontology annotation, cellular component: Golgi cisterna membrane. The record is from RefSeq and is a predicted model, not a curated record. Gene Ontology annotation, molecular function: acetylgalactosaminyltransferase activity.